AUGUCGUCUUCACAAUAUUUGAUACCAAAAGACCCACCUUCUUAUGAAUCUAUUUAUCAUACACUGCCACCGCAAACUUCUUUAGAGACACAAGAAAGUCGGCUAUCAAAAGCUACUGCUGUGUUUGUAGCAGCAACAGUAUCAGCCACUGUCAUGUUGUUACUAUGGCAACUUCAAAACCUAGCAUCACCUCCAGAGGUAGAUGAUCCUUGGCUUGACUUGGAAUUUGCUACAUCUUAA
Gilbertella persicaria is the source of this 240-nucleotide messenger RNA. RefSeq lists its product as uncharacterized. The transcript is spliced from 2 exons. Lineage: Eukaryota; Fungi; Mucoromycota; Mucoromycetes; Mucorales; Choanephoraceae. The record is from RefSeq and is a predicted model, not a curated record. Bases 1 to 240 code for a protein of 79 amino acids.